AACAGGAAGACAGCGGAAGUAGUAAACCAGUUUGUCACAGCCUGUGUUGAAAUGACAGGACUGUUACCUGUAACAACACCUGAACCUCCUGGUACACAUUACAGCCAUCACCACAGCUGAAAGCCUCGCGUGCUGCCUCCCGGCUGAAGCUGUCAAAAUGGAGGAAGAGGAGCAGUUGUGCUCCUUCAUGUUCCUGAUGACUUACAUGCUCCUGAAGCGCAGGAGAGACAUCAACAACGCCAACAUCCAGAGGCGCAAUGAGAUCCAGAGACGCAUCAGACAUCGGCAGUAUUUCUUCCAGAGACAGAGGAGGAUGCUCAUGAUGAUGAUAGCAGGAGGGAUCCGCUCCAACGUCCGCAUCCGCACUCGUCCCUGGACCACCACUCAAAGCACUGACUGGUGGGAGCGGGUGGUGAUGACAGAGUUCCAGCCGUCUGAUUGGCUGGAUAAGUUCCGUAUGAGCCGGGAGACGUUCUUCUACCUCUGUGACAAGCUGAGGCCCCGUCUGGCUCGCCAGGACACCAGCUUCCGCCUGGCGCUGCCGGUGGAGAAACGUGUAGCAGUGGCUCUGUGGCGGCUGGCAUCCAACAUCGAAUACCGCACCAUCAGCACCCUGUUUGGCGUGGGGAAGUCCACCGUGUGCAGGUGUGUUAGGGACAUGUGUCACGCCAUCGUGGCGCUCCUCAGCUCCAUCUAUCUGCGGUCCCCCAGUGAGCAGGAGCUGGAGGAUUCAGCCCAGCUCUUCCUGUCCAACUGGGGCUUCCCUCACUGUGUUGCUGCCAUAGCAACCCUCCACACAGCUAUCAUCACCCCAUCAAACAACGCGUCGGACUAUGCCAACCCUGCUGGCUGGCUGUCAGUGCUGUCUCAGGUGGCUGUCAGUGGACGGGGACAAUUCUGGGAUGUAUGUGCCAGUUUCCCAGGCGGGACAGACCCAGCUGAUAUCUUCCAGAACUCAUCGCUGUGGGCCACAGCUGCAGAGGGUGGACUGUCGCCUGCCACGCCAUCUGACUUCAUGGGAAAACCACUCAGGUAUGUGCUGCUGGGGGAGGCCUGCUACCCUCUCCAGAGCUGGCUGAUGAAGGCCUAUCCUGAGGAAAAGGGUAGGAGGAUCAGCCACACGGCGCUGACGGAGCCACAGCGGCUCUUCAAUCGGCGGCUCACCAGAGCUCUGCGUGUGUCUGAGGAGGCGCUGCUGAGGCUGAGGGCUCGCUGGCAGUGUCUGAGCAAGAGGAACGACUGCGGACUGGACGUGGUGCCCACCAUGAUUCUGGCGUGCUGCAUUCUGCACAACAUGUGCGAGUCCCACGGGGACGCCUUCAAGGAGGAGUGGCAGCAGGAGGUGUCGGAGGCAGAGAGCCCUCAGCCCAGCCACAAGCAGCUCACCUCGACCAGCACUGACCAAAGUCAAGGCGAGGAGGUCCGACAACUCUUCUGUAACUACUUUGAAGAGCAGAACAAUUAAAAAUGCUACAUGUAAAGACUAAUCCCUUAAACGUGUACUGUUACAGUAUAUUUUUUAGCCACAUGGUGCUUGUUGAGUGGUUUUGAACAUGUAUUUUUAUGCAUACUUAAAGGACUGUGAAAGCAUUCAGAUGUUAGCAUAGAUCUCAAAUGAUGGUUGAACCUUAAAUGACCCAGAGAUGGACAAAGUAAAGCAAAGACUGACUGAAAAUAAGCUAAACCUGAAAAUUUAGACCUCAAAUCAAGUCUGAGAUGUCCGUAAAUCAUGAUGCAUCCACCAUAGGAAACAUACUUUUGAUUUAGGCAGGAACAUGUUUUUACCAUGUGCCACCAUCCGACCGUCUUUACAUGUUCUGCCCCACAAGCAGUAGCAUGGGCCGAUUACGAGACAGACCUUUGGGCACAGACAUGCUGAAGGCCCCCAGCACCUCGCCUGCACAGGAGGAAGACACACAGACUUAAUAGUUGUUGAGUCUCUCUUUUGUUGUUGUUUUGUGUCUCUUUGUGGUUGUUUUGCCCCUUAAAGUAGUUGUAUUGCAUCUCUUUGUUUUGUGUCUCUUUUUGGUCAUUUUGCAUCUCUUUGUAAUUACUUUGCAUCUUUAUGUGUCUCUGUGGUUGUUUUUCUCCUUUUUGUAGUUGUCUUGAGUGUCUUUGUUUCUCUUUGCAGCUGUUUUGCAUCUCACUGUAGUUGUGCUUCGUCUGUUUGUGGUCUUUUUGUGUUUUUCUAGUCAUUUUGUGUCUUUUGGUUUUAUUGUUUUGCCCCUUUUUGUAGGUGUAUUUCAUCAAUUUGUGGUAGUUAUGUGUCUUUAUUUAGUCAUUUUGCAUCUCUAUGUAGUUGCUUUAUGUUAUUUUAUGUCUCUUUAUGGUUAUUUUUCCCUUUUUGUAGUCAUCAUGAGUCUCUUUGUGUCUAUUUGCAGCUGUUUUGCAUCUCUUUGUAACUGUAUUUGGUCUCUUUCUGGUCUUUUUGUGUAUGUUUUUAGACAUUUUGUGUGUGUUUGUGGUUGUUUUGCCCCUUUUUGUAGUCAUAUUUCAUCUCUUCAUAGUAGUUUUGUGUCUCUGUAUGGUCAUUUUGCAUCUCUCUGUAGUUGCUUUAUUUUAUUUUAUGUCUCUUUAUGGUUGUUUUUCCCUGUUUUGUAGUUGUCAUGAGCCUCUUUGUGUCUCUUUGCAGCUGUUUUGCAUCUCAUAGAAGUUGUUCAUUCAUUAUGUGUCUGUGGUUGUUUCGCCCCUUUUUGUAGUCAUAUUGCAUCUCUUUGUAGUUGUUUGUGUCUUUUUUGGUCCUUUAGCAUCUCCCUGUAGUUGCUUUACAUUAUUUUACGUCUCCUUAUGGUUGUUUUUGCCCUUUUUUGUUUGCUGUCGUGAGUCUCUGUGUGUAUCCUUGCAGCGGUUUUGUCUUGCUUUGUGGUUGCUUUUUGUCAUUUUAUGUGUCUUUGUGGUUGUUUUACCCCUUUUAGUAGUCAUCUUGCAUCUCUUUGUAGAUGUUUUGUGUCUCUUUUUGGUUGUUUUGCAUCUCUUUGUAGUUGCUUUACAUUAUUCUGUGCCUCUAUAAAGUUAUUUUUCCCUUUUUCGUAGUA
Messenger RNA from Epinephelus moara (kelp grouper), 3035 nucleotides. Its product is annotated as putative nuclease HARBI1. Lineage: Eukaryota; Metazoa; Chordata; Actinopteri; Perciformes; Serranidae. Bases 158 to 1465 code for a protein of 435 amino acids. The record is from RefSeq and is a predicted model, not a curated record. The transcript is spliced from 4 exons.